This is a messenger RNA of Malaya genurostris, 1426 nucleotides long. RefSeq lists its product as uncharacterized. The transcript has 2 exons. The record is from RefSeq and is a predicted model, not a curated record. Bases 66 to 881 code for a protein of 271 amino acids. Gene Ontology annotation, biological process: DNA integration. Gene Ontology annotation, molecular function: nucleic acid binding. Lineage: Eukaryota; Metazoa; Arthropoda; Insecta; Diptera; Culicidae.
UGUCCACUUCACUUCACACAAUUGUCAAACUGAUUCAGCAAGAAUCAUUCGGCAGUCUCAUCAAGAUGUUAGCUCGCGGCUCCAACAAACGGCAUGAAUUCAGUGGAUUAACACCAAUAAUCGAUGAAAGAGGUCUAAUUCGAGUUGGAGGGCGAUUGAAAUACUCAUCAAUACCGUACGAAGGAAAACAUCAGUUGUUGUUACCGGGAAAGCAUCACGUCACACAAAUCCUUAUUCGACAGUUGCACGAGGAUAAUCUCCACGUCGGGCAGCGAGGUUUGUUGUCAAUCGUUCGCGAACGUUUUUGGCCUGUACAAGCGAAGCAGCUGAUCAAACGAAUUGUCAAUGGUUGCUAUGUCUGUUACCGACAGAAUCCACGACCAGUUAAUCAAAUAAUGGGGAACUUACCGGAUUACCGUGUCACUCCUUCGCCAGUGUUUUCGAAUACCGGAGUGGAUUAUGCUGGACCUUUUUUACUUAAAAACGAAGGCAGAAAAACUGUUCCAUAUAAAGCCUAUAUAGCAAUAUUUGUGUGCAUGACAACUAAGGCCAUCCAUAUCGAACUUGUGUCAAAUUUAACAACUGCCAAUUUUAUUGCUGCAUUGAAGCGUUUUAUAAGCAGACGUGGCAUGGUAAGUCACAUGUAUUCCGACAAUGGAACAACUUUUGUGGGAGCGAAUCAUGAACUAGCUGCUUUGCGGAAACUGUUUGAAGAACAAACCCACCAAACUGAGUUAAAUGAUUUUUGUAUUGCGAAGGGAAUACAGUGGCAUUUCAUUCCUCCAAGAAGUCCUCACUUCGGAGGUAUAUGGGAGGCAAGUGUAAAAUCGGUAAAACAUCAUAUUAAGCGCGUGAUGACCCUAACGACCUUGAGGCGUUGACUCCGUCGCAUUUUUUGUACGGUAGAUCUGCACUCAGUAUUCCGGAACCGUCAUACUCUCACGAAAAGGUGGGACGAUUGGAUCGUUGGCAGCAUAUCCAGUUAAUGAAUGAACAUUUCUGGAAACGUUGGUCAGCUGAGUAUUUGCAUAGUUUACAAUCUCGUCCUAAAUGGAAUAGGGGAACAACAAAAAUCAAAGUAGGCGCACUCGUAAUUUUGAAGGAAGAUAACGUGCCACCCCAUCGAUGGCAAAUCGGACGAAUUAUUGCCAUUCAUCCAGGAGACAAAGGCAUCGUGCGUGUUGUGACGGUCAAAACAACAUCUGGUGAAUAUCAAAGGGCAACAACGAAGAUUUGUUUAUUUCCUUCAGUUGAUCCAGAGGAAUCAACGGGGGGAGAAUGUUCGUGAGAAUUACUACGCAUCAAAUUACCCCUCGGCAGCGCAGUAGUGUCAGAAGAGAAAGAGAGUUAGUUGAAAUAAAUGCUUUGAACUGAACGCAUGUAUUUUGUGCAAUUUGAUUCGCGGAACCCGUCCCAUUAACCAAUU